Molecule: messenger RNA, 1729 nt
Organism: Sapajus apella (tufted capuchin)
Lineage: Eukaryota; Metazoa; Chordata; Mammalia; Primates; Cebidae
Gene: ENOSF1
Product: enolase superfamily member 1
Exons: 16
Coding region: 84-1415 (443 amino acids)
Biological process (GO): amino acid catabolic process; carbohydrate catabolic process
Molecular function (GO): magnesium ion binding; L-fuconate dehydratase activity
Source: RefSeq, a predicted model, not a curated record
GGCCCCCCCACCCUCUCGCCGCGCACUCUGGAUCCCGACGCGUCCUGACCGCACGGGUGGCGCGGCUACGGGCCGCGGGGGCCAUGGUGCGCGGCAGGAUCUCCCGGCUCUCGGUCCGGGACGUGCGCUUCCCCACGUCGCUCGGGGGCCACGGCUCGGACGCCAUGCACACGGACCCUGACUACUCAGCUGCCUAUGUCGUCAUAGAAACUGAUGCAGAAGAUGGACUCAAGGGUUGUGGAAUCACUUUCACUCUGGGAAAAGGCACUGAAGUUGUUGUCUGUGCUGUGAAUGCCCUUGCCCACCAUGUGCUCAACAAGGACCUCAAGGACAUUGUUGGUGACUUCAGAGGCUUCUAUAGGCAGCUCGCGAAUGAUGGGCAGCUCAGAUGGAUUGGUCCAGAGAAGGGCGUGGUGCACCUGGCGACAGCAGCCAUCCUAAAUGCAGUGUGGGACUUGUGGGCCAAGCAGGAGGGAAAGCCUGUCUGGAAGUUACUCGUGGACAUGGAUCCCAGGACGCUGGUGUCCUGCAUAGACUUCAGGUACAUCACCGAUGUCCUGACUGAGGAGGAUGCCCUAGAAAUACUGCAGAAAGGUCAAGUUGGUAAAAAAGAAAGAGAGGAGCAAAUGCUGGCACAAGGCUACCCUGCUUACACAACAUCGUGCGCCUGGCUGGGGUACUCAGAUGACAUGUUGAAGCAGCUCUGCACCCAGGCACUGAAGGACGGCUGGACCCGGUUUAAAGUAAAGGUGGGUGCUGAUCUCCAGGAUGAUGAGCGAAGAUGCCGACUCAUCCGAGACGUGAUUGGACCAGAGAAGACUUUGAUGAUGGAUGCCAACCAGCGCUGGGAUGUGCCUGAGGCAGUAGAGUGGAUGUCCAAGCUAGCCAAGUUCAAGCCAUUGUGGAUUGAGGAGCCAACCUCCCCUGAUGACAUUCUGGGGCACGCCACCAUUUCCAAGGCACUGGUCCCGUUAGGAAUUGGCGUUGCCACAGGAGAACAGUGCCACAAUAGAGUGAUAUUUAAGCAACUCCUACAGGCGAAGGCCCUGCAGUUCCUCCAGAUUGACAGUUGCAGACUGGGCAGUGUCAAUGAGAACCUCUCAGUAUUGCUGAUGGCCAAAAAGUUUGAAAUUCCUGUUUGCCCCCAUGCUGGUGGAGUGGGCCUCUGUGAACUGGUGCAGCACCUGAUUCUAUUUGACUACAUAUCAGUCUCUGCAAGCCUUAAAAACAGGAUGUGUGAGUAUGUUGACCACCUGCACGAGCAUUUCAAGUAUCCUGUGAUGAUCCAGCGGGCUUCCUACAUGCCUCCCAAGGAUGCUGGCUACUCAACAGAAAUGAAGGAGGAAUCUGUAAAGAAACACCAGUAUCCAGAUGGUGAAGUUUGGAAGAAACUCCUUGCUGCUCAAGAAAAUUAACUGUUCAGCCCCAACACCUUUUUUCUUUCUGAAGUGAAAAGGCUUAAAAUUUCUUGGAAAUAGUUUUACAAAAAUAGAUUUUUAAAAAAUCCAAGAUUGCACCUACCAAGAUAAACUUUUAGUUCAGCUAAAAGUCAUACACCCUUAGGAAUCAGCUCAGUAAUUAUUACUUGAUUCUUUUAACAAAUCAAUACACAUUAUCCUACUUAAUCCUUGAAUAGGUCUAGAUUUAACUAACCCAAAGUCCAGGAAGAUGUUGUUAAAAAAAUUUCUAUCAAGGGCUGGCACCUAGACAUUAAACUGUACUUUGAAAA